Messenger RNA from Aspergillus pseudoviridinutans, 1209 nucleotides. RefSeq lists its product as uncharacterized. The transcript has 2 exons. NCBI's taxonomy places the organism in Eukaryota, Fungi, Ascomycota, Eurotiomycetes, Eurotiales, Aspergillaceae. The coding region runs from base 1 to 1209 and encodes 402 amino acids. The record is from RefSeq and is a predicted model, not a curated record.
AUGGCCGCCACUACGCCGUCCUCCUCGAGCACUGACACAACGACGCCAUGGGGGGCUCCGUCGAGCACGACGUCGUCCUCUGCCCUACCUAGUCAGGAACCGACCACACCAGCCUUGACGAGCGCCGCAGCGACAUCCUCAUCAAUCUCAGCAGUGUUAACCACUACAUCUACGCCAAGUUCUCACUCAACUCCAUCGCAGAUCACCUCUGUCACACCCUCCAGCAUCUCUCUCAGCUCGAGCAGCACAGUCGCCAACGCCACUGCGUCAAGCACUGCGAGUGCCCAUAGUACCCAGAGUAGUCUACCUACUCCGUCGCCAAGCAAUGUGAGCACCGGCGCUCUAGCUGGUGCGAUCGUCGGCAGCAUCAUCGGCACCGCCGCACUCACAAUCCUGGGUGCAUUUCUCUUCUUCCGUCGGCGUAGAAAAGGCGCAGGCGCGGGGCGUUCAGAGCAGUAUCCCGAAGAGAAACCACCGCAACAUCCACCACUGCCUCUAGGAGCAUCUGCAUCCUCCCAUUAUACUCCUCAACCUGCCGAUGAUGAGACAGUACGCGCGCGGAUCCUCACGCUCUUCGACCAUGCCAGUCUCCACGUCGAUAACUACUACUCUUCUGGAGCGUCAUCUAAUCCGCAUGACUCGACUACGUCUCUGGCAAGCUACGAGUCCCCGUACCUGCCGUCACCCAUCGCAACCUUGCUGGCUAAACCAGGCAGACAGCGCGGUGUCCUCACGCAUGUCCUUGUUCGGGAAUUACUACAGCAGAUCACCCCCAGGCCAGGAAAGGGGGGACUCCUGCCUGCAUGUUACGCGGCAUGUCCGCAGAUCGCGAAUCAAACACCAGAGACAGACCAAGUGCUAUUUAAGUGGCGUAUGCUGACAGCGUACCUCUACCAGCAUCAGCAGGCCGCUCGUGACGUGGACGACCAUGCUAUCGACAGGCUUGCAGAGAGAUUUGUCGACACUUUCGCUGGCUAUGCCAAUCCCGCGCAUACCAGGGCAGAGCGCGUCCAGCAUUUAAAGUCCGUAGCCUCCGCCGCGGCGGAAUUGGGUCGGUGGCUGUUCGCGCAGCCCUGUGCGUUUGAGUUCCUCUGGGAUUAUCCAGGGAAACAGGGGAUGGUGAUCACGCCGAGGGUCGUCAAGAUCUGCGAUGAACAGGGACGGCGGCUGUCGGUGCCACAGGUCAUGGCACAGGGUACAUCGCUGUAA